This is a messenger RNA of Austrofundulus limnaeus, 1913 nucleotides long. RefSeq names its product microfibril associated protein 3. Bases 133 to 1020 code for a protein of 295 amino acids. The transcript has 3 exons. NCBI's taxonomy places the organism in Eukaryota, Metazoa, Chordata, Actinopteri, Cyprinodontiformes, Rivulidae. The record is from RefSeq and is a predicted model, not a curated record.
ACACUUUAAUAACUCCGCACUGAAACUUCUCCGAUUCACAACAACUGUUUGAUUUUGACGUGUGUUGAGGUUUAAUGUUAAAGAUUGUUCUGUCAGCACCAGGUCCGUCUGCUCUGAAUGUAAGGAGAGAAGAUGCACCRGUCUCUGAUCGUCACCAUGCUGCUGUUGGCCCGCUGCUCUGGAGCUCACAACCAAUCAGAAGCUGUUUCCCUCCUGCAGCUGGAUGCUCUGCCCUCCAGCAGGUCCGUGGUGGUGAAGGAGGGGUCCAACACGCUGAUAGAGUGCAACGUGACCGGAGAGCCGGACGAGGUCAGGUGGUUUAACACUAAAGGACCCCUGGUGGCAGGUGGUGCAGGAGGAAAGUGGCAGAUCCAUGAGAAUGGUGACCUGAACAUCACGGCGGUUUCCUUCGAGGACCGCGGUCGGUACACCUGCGUGGCGUCCAGCGGCGCCGGCCCGGCGGGGAACUACACGGUGACGGUGCGCGUGGCGUACACCCACAGCGGCCUGGGGCUGUACUUCGUCAUCGUGUGCCUGGUGGCCUUCACCAUCACCAUCAUCCUUAACGUGGCGCGCCUCUGCAUGGUCAACAGCCACCUGAAGGAGAUGGAGCGGGCCAUCAACGAGUUCUUCCUCACCGAGGGCGCCGAGAAGCUGCAGCGGGCCUUCGAAGUGGCCAAGCACAUCCCCAUCGUCACCUCGGCCAAGACGGUYGAGUUCGCCCGGGUCACYCAGUUCAAGACCAUGGAGCUGGCCCGGCACAUCGAGGAGCUGGCCCGCAGCAUCCCCCUGCCGCCGCUCAUCCUCAACUGCAGGAUGUUCGCAGACGACACCGCAAACCCGGAGUCUGACCCGGCUGUGGCGUCCGGCAGCAGGAAGGUUUUAGGACRGUCUGAGGAAGAGGCAGGAGCAGUGCUGUCCAGUGACGGUGGAGGAAACGAGCUGUUGCUUCACGCUGGUGAGGAGGAAAAGACCGGCUCUGCUUCAGGAACAAAGAUCUUCUAUGAGAGCGACGCGUGAAGCAGAACCACGAUUUAUUUAAAGAAACAUGUCCAAAAACUGUUCCAGAUCCAGAGUCCAGGACUCAGUUUUCGUUCAGAACAAGACUAAAUCUCAUUAAUUUAAGAUCCAGUCUUCGUCCUAUGAGUGAGUAGGGUCACACAACAAGAUUGGACAUUUUAUUUUAAUUACAAGAAUGAAGUCGUAGUAUUAUGACUUUAAUCUUAAAAUAUUACGACUUUARUCURYUAAUAAAAUAAUAAUCUUGUUGUGUGACUCUAAUCCUGCGUCGUAUCAUCCUGCACCAGGACAGAACUCAGACCUGACAAGUUUGUUUCAGGUGUGGAAAAACACUCAGAGUUACUUCCUUCAUUGUUGUUGUUAUUUAUAAACUGUCUGUCUGUUAGCAAAAUAUCUAAAAGAGGACUGAUUUGAAUCAAUGAUUCAAGAUGGCCGCCGCAGCUAACUGACCUUAGCAAACAUAAAAUGACUUGACGGUGACUUGAUGUCAUUUUGGAGCUGAAUGCUGCUGUGGUAGUAGCUGAUGGUCAUACGUAACGUGAGUGGGUGAUAUUCAUUCCUGAUGUUGUUUUGUUUUUGUUGUCAGCUUCUGUACAGAAAACAUUUUGUUUUUCUUCACCAGACUCGAUCAGAUCGUCUCGUUAUUUAUUUAUUGUUCAGGUUUUUAAAAAAAAACAACUUAAAUCAACACAAAAUGUGAAUUCAGAAGAAAAACCAAAGUUUUCACCAAGUUCUGCAGGAAGCAUCAAUAAACUGCAGGUCUUAUUGUUUGGAGAAUAAUAAAUAAAUCCAGUUGUUCUGUGCAGAACGUGUCGUUUGUGUGAAAAAUGUAACAAGGUGCUCAUGAAUAAAAAAAUGCAGGUUUGAUUUAUCUUGUUUUGGUUAGAAUACAA